This is a messenger RNA of Triticum turgidum subsp. durum (durum wheat), 3330 nucleotides long. The record is from the annotation of a GenBank genome assembly. NCBI's taxonomy places the organism in Eukaryota, Viridiplantae, Streptophyta, Magnoliopsida, Poales, Poaceae.
AUGGAGAAUGAUGAUGAUGCUCUUGUGCAAGUUCAAGAUGCCACCCACCCAAGGGAUCAAGACAUUGCUGCUGAGGGACAAGAGACACCGGAAGCUCAUCAGCUGGGAUCAACUGAGAAUGCUGAUGCUCUUGUGCAAGUUCAAGAGGAAGGUGCCACUGCUGUAGAUGACCAUGACAAGGCAGUGGACCAAUGCAUCACUUAUGAUGACUUGGGAACAACCAUGGAGGAUGAUGUUGCUAAGGAUGAUCAGGAGGUGGCGGAGCAAGGUGUCAUUGACCAAGGGUAUGCACCCAUGGAUGGUGAUAAUUCUGUCAAACAUCACGAGGUGCUGCUGCUAAGUGCCGCGCAAGGAACGCGCCCUACCACUCAUGACAUUGCUGCUGCCGAGGAUCAAGGAAAGAAUGUGGAGCAAUGCACCACUUAUGAUGACUUGGGAACAACCAUGGAGAAUGAUGUAGCUAAGGAUGACCAGCAGGUGGUGGAGCAAGGUGUCAUUGACCAAGGGGAUGCAGCCAUAGAUGAUGACAAUGAUGUCAAACAUCACGAGGUGCUGCUGCUAGUUGCCGUGGAAGGAACGCGCGCUACCACAGAUCACAUUGCUGCUGUCGAGGAUCAAGGAAAGAGUGUGGAGCAAUGUACCACUUAUUAUGACCUGGGAACAACCAUGAAGAGUGAUGAUGAUGUGGACGAUAAUGCUACUGUUGAAGAACAAGAGGUGCUGGAGGAGCAAGGUGUUGUCGAUUUAACCAUGGAUGAUGAUGAUUCUGUCCAAGAUCACAAGGUGUUGCAGCAAGGUAUCAUUGACGGAACCGAUGACAUUGCUGUUGAGAAGCAAGAGAAAGUGCUGGAGCAAUGUUCAAGAGCAACCAAGGAUGAGUACACUGUCAAAGAAAAGGAGAUGGUGGUGGAGCAAGGUGUCAUUGACCCAAGGUACAUGGAUCUUGCCACGGAAGAUCAGGUUAAGUUGUCGAUCGUAGACGACCAGGGUACAGUGCCCAUGGAUGAUAUUGUGGUGAAAGACCAUGAUAAGGCGGUGGCGCAAUAUGCCAGCGAUGCAAUAGUAACAAUCAAGGAUGAGAGUCCUGUGGAGGAACAUGAUACGGUGGGGAAUCAAGGUGUCAUCGACAAAAAUGGCAGAACCAAGGAUGAUAUUGAUGUGGAGGGACAUGGCUAUCUGAAGGAACAGGUCAUCGUCGAUAACUGGGGUACAUCCAGUGAUGCUACUGCUUUGGAAGGUCAGAAGAAUGAGGCUGAGCCACGCAUCGGUGAUGCACAGAUAGCAGGCAAGGACAUGGAUGGUGUUCAUGCUGAGGGGAACAUGAUGGGGCAAAGGACCGGCGAUAAACAGGGAGCAACACAGUCUGAUUUCACUGUUGAUAAGCACAAGGAUGUAGUGGAGCGUGUCCGCCAUGAGUGGGGUGCACCUGAGGAUGAUCGUGCUAUAGACACGGCAGCUUAUCAAGGUACCGGCGAUUGGGGUAUAGUUAGCGAGGAGAAGGUUAAGCUGCCUGAGGAUGAUCGUGCUAUGGACACGGCAGCUUAUCAAGGUACCGGAGAUUGGGGUACAGCUAGCAAGGAGAAGUAUAAGCUGCCUGCUAGAAGAUAUCCACAAAAGCCCAGAAAACUUAACUGCCCCUCUUACAUGUCAAAAGGGACCUGCACAUACGGGCCCUCAUGCCACUUCAAUCACCCACCGCAGCUUAAAUCUAGGUCAGAUGAAUCAUGGCGUCCCUCUGAAAGAAGAAACCAUGGCGCUGCAGAAAUUCUGGAACUGAACCGCCUUGGCCUUCCCAUUCGAGAAGGAGCAAGAAACUGUGACUACUAUAUGCGAACUGGUGCUUGCAGAUAUGGCAAAAACUGCCAUUUUAACCAUCCAGACCAUGUCAUUGAUGCUCAGUUCAAUCCACCAACAGGGUGGGAGGAUAAUGCUUUGCAGCAAAUGGAGAAAUCUUCUGACCGUACAUUAGAUGAGACAUCACACAUGAAGAAAUCUUCCGAUGAUGCGACCUUAGAUAACAGAUCACACAUGAAGAAAUCUUCCGAUGAUGCGACCUUCGAUGACAGAUCACACUUGAAGAAACCUUCUGAUGGUGCGACCUUAGAUGACAGAUCACACUUGAAGAAACCUUCUGAUGGUGCGAUCGUAGAUGACACAUCAUACUCAAAGAAGUCUUCUGACCAUGACAACUCAUGUAGCUCUGGUGUCCUGCCACCAAGCAUAUUUAGAAUGCUUCUACCUCCCCAAAAAGUACUGCCUGGUACGGAAGGAAAGGCGAAAAAGAAGUCAGGCUGGUCAUCAGACGAUUCCGAUGGUUGCUGUUCAGCAGAUAGUUCAGAUGGACCUUUGUGCAAGCAGGGGGGGCACGUGGAUUACCCUGAGAGGCCUGGCAGACCAGAAUAUCACCACCCAAAACAGUCAAAAGACAAAGAAGAGGUAAACUAUCCUGAGAGGCCUGGCAAACCAGAUUGCCCCUUCUACAUGAGAUUUGGUGAUUGUAAAUUUGCAUCAGCAUGCAACUAUCACCACCCAAAAGACAAAUACCCAGCUGGGAGACCUGAUGAACCAGAAUGCCCAUUCCUUAUGAAGCGUGGGUACUGUAAACUUAGGGCACAAUGUAAGUUUUAUCACCCAGAGGCUUCAAAUCCUACCAUGCAGAGCCCAACAGAUGCAAAAAGAUCUGUUACCACUGAUGAACAUCAUCCAUCUACAAGAAUCACAUUACAAGACUAUAUGCUUCCCCAGCAACCGCAGUAUCCCGAGAGACCUGGUCAGCCAGAGUGCCGGUACUACUUGCAGUUUGGGAAAUGCAAAUAUCUGUCUGCUUGUAUAUUUCACCAUCCAAAAGAUAGACUUGCAGCUCACUCUGAUCAGAUUGGACCUGGCAUGCCAGAUUGUCCUUUCUAUAUGAAAACUGGGAAAUGUCAAUUUGGAUCAGCAUGUGAAUUUCGUCAUCCCAAAGAUAUACAUUCAAGUUCAACUACAGAGGAAGCAUUUGGUGAGAGAACUGGCUCGGGGGCGUACGAUAGUUUGACAAGGUCAGAUAAUGGUGUGGAGCAACAAGAAGAGAGCAUCAUGUAUCCUGAGAGGCCCGGUGAACCUGAGUGUAACCACUACAUGAGGCAGGGCUACUGUAAGUUCCAGAUGAACUGCAAGUACCAUCAUCCAGGAGACCGGCUGUCUAAGAAACAGAGUCAUCCGCACCGACCACUUGAGCAAAGCAGGGACACGCUGGUUACCGCACGAAUGCUACCAACGGAAAGCAUUGUCUUGAUGUGUCGCCAGGUGUUGUUAGAGCAGGCUGUCUGGCUCAAGUGUGAGUGUGUCUGA